GAGGCGGGUUGAGGCAGCAGGAAGAGGAGGAGGAAACGCAGAGCAGGAAGUGCGGGAAGCUUGGAAGGAGAGGCGGGUUUGCCCUGAUCAUGGCUGCUAGGAACCAGGGCACGGCGCUAGACCUCAGCUGGCUUGCGAGAGUCCGGGUGAACCAGCCGGCGGUCCUGAGGCGGGCAGCUCAAAUUCAGACACAGCGGGCUGUGAAAAAGAAUUGGCAGGCAGCUUGGCACCUGAGGGCCAUCACCUGCAUCGACCUCACCACCCUUUCGGGCGAUGACACCCCUUCCAACGUCUGCAGGUUGUGCUACAAAGCCAAGCAUCCCAUCCGAGGGGAUCUGUUGCAAGCUAUGGGCGUGGACGGCAAAGGCAUUACUACUGCUGCCGUUUGCGUCUAUCCAGCAAGAGUCGCUGAUGCAGUGAAAGCACUGAAGGCUGCUGGCUGUGACAUCCCAGUAGCUUCAGUGGCAACUGGAUUUCCAGCAGGACAGACGCCUCUGAAAACCCGCUUGGAGGAGAUCCGUCUAGCUGUGGAAGAUGGCGCCAGAGAGAUAGACAUCGUCAUUAACAGAACCUUAGUCCUGACAGGCCAGUGGGAAGGUCUCUAUGAAGAAAUACGUCAGUGUCGUCAGGCCUGUGGAGAAGCUCAUAUGAAAACUAUUUUGGGGACAGGAGAGCUGGGAUCACUUACUAAUGUCUACAAAGCAAGUCUUGUAGCCAUGAUGGCAGGUUCUGAUUUUAUCAAGACUUCCACGGGAAAAGAAACAGUUAAUGCUACCUUUCCCGUUGGGCUCGUCAUGGUGAGAGCUAUUAGAGACUUCUUCUGGAAAACUGGCUAUAAGGUUGGCUUUAAGCCUGCGGGAGGCAUUCGCACGGCCAAAGAUGCCCUGAUCUGGCUCUCGCUGAUGAAGGAAGAACUAGGAGAUGAGUGGCUAAAGCCAGAACUCUUUCGCCUGGGGGCCAGCACUUUGCUGGGAGAUAUUGAGAGACAGAUUUACCACCAUGUGACCGGCAGAUACGCAGCUUCCUAUGACCUGCCUAUGGCUUAGACCAGUGACUAAUUCAUGAUAUGAACGAGAGAGAAGGAAAAAGAAGAAAAAGGGGAUACACAGAAGAGGCUUAAGCAAGCGACGUCCUCGAAUCCUUUCCAGGAUGUGCUCGGGAAAGGAUUAAAGGGCAGGGGGCUUCUGACUCACUUUUUCACCAAGCUGGACAAGUGCUCAUGAUUCUAAGAGAAAUUCUGGAUUUUGAAGGUUUUUCCAGGUCAAUUUUGCUGUGCCUCAUUCACUAACAUUAAUACCAGCAGGAGGGGAGUGGGGCAAAGAGAUGAUCAAAUGAUUGAUUUAGUGCGAAUUUUGUAUUAAUGGGUUUGUUUUUUGUACUGGUGUUUCCUACCCACCCCUCUUCCCCAUUACAUAGGCUGCCUUAAGGUGGCACCGAAAUAAACUAUAACAUGGUCUCCAGAA
Podarcis raffonei (Aeolian wall lizard) is the source of this 1463-nucleotide messenger RNA. RefSeq names its product deoxyribose-phosphate aldolase (gene DERA). Gene Ontology annotation, molecular function: deoxyribose-phosphate aldolase activity. Lineage: Eukaryota; Metazoa; Chordata; Lepidosauria; Squamata; Lacertidae. Gene Ontology annotation, biological process: carbohydrate catabolic process; deoxyribonucleotide catabolic process. The transcript is spliced from 9 exons. The record is from RefSeq and is a predicted model, not a curated record. Bases 90 to 1046 code for a protein of 318 amino acids. Gene Ontology annotation, cellular component: cytoplasm.